CGCACUAGGAGGAGCGCUGCGCCGCUCCGCUCCCGCGCGGUACCGCUUCCGGGCCGUGACCUUGGCCGGGCGAGCGCGGUGCGGUGCGGUGCGGGGCCCGGGGCCUGCCCGCCGCUCGGGCAUCCCCUUCCGCCGUGCCUCGGGGCCGCGGCAGCGCGGCGUCGGGCCCCGCUUGCGGGAGCGGCGAGGCGCCGGCGGAGGCUGGCAGCCGGCCCGGGUCGGGCGCCCGCUGUGUGCGUCCGGGUCGGUAGGGAAGAUGUCGGCGCCCACGAUGGAGGAGAGGAAGGCGUGCUGGGGGGCGCGGGACGAGUUCUGGCAGUGCUUGGACAGGCACGGCGGCGAUGCCUCCCCGUGCGAGGAGCUGCGGCUGUCCUUCGAGUCCCGGUGCCCGCAGCAGUGGGUUAAAUACUUCAAUAAAAGAAGAGACUUUUUGAAAUAUAAAAAAAAGCUUGAAACAGAAGGGUAUCAUCCUCCAGAAGCUGCUGGAAAGUCUUAGAUACUCUGCUUUUGAAAUAAAUCUAGUGGAGAAUAACUAUGGAAGGAAGAAGUAUAAGGAAGUGACAGAAGCUGCUUGAGCCCAAGAACUGGUAACCUGUCUCCCUCCCAAAACUGCAGGCUGCCUUUCUUGCUGCAAGGUCUCUGUCAGCCGAAGAAAAGAUGGGCACAGACAGAUUUUUCAUGAGUAUAAGUCAAAGAAAUAGGGUGCAGGGCUGUUCACAGAUCUAAGGUUUUGAAUGUAUAAUUAGUCAAAUUGUUUCACAGGAAUAAAUGAUUAUUUAAGUGUAA
Molecule: messenger RNA, 786 nt
Organism: Phalacrocorax carbo (great cormorant)
Lineage: Eukaryota; Metazoa; Chordata; Aves; Suliformes; Phalacrocoracidae
Source: RefSeq, a predicted model, not a curated record